Messenger RNA from Miscanthus lutarioriparius, 648 nucleotides. The record is from the annotation of a GenBank genome assembly. NCBI's taxonomy places the organism in Eukaryota, Viridiplantae, Streptophyta, Magnoliopsida, Poales, Poaceae.
AUGAAGGCUCCGACGACCCGCCUAGCCAGACGGCCCUUCGCCGAGCUUCCGACGGACGUGCUGUUCACCGUCCUGCUGCUGCUCUCGGCCAAGGAGCUAUGCCGCCUCCGCGUUGUCUGCCGUGCAUGGCGCUCCGUCACCUGCGACCCACAUUUCAUCCGUGCGCACGCCGCUCGGCACCAACGGGACCUGGUCUUGGUGGCGAGAUUCCUUUCGGGUCCUUCCGAAGAGCGGACCAUGCUAAUCGACCUCAUCGAUCAGUUAGGCAAAACGGUGAAACGAGUAGCCAGUGCCAUGGACCGCAGGCAGGUGCUUACCCUCGGCGGCAGUCGUCGCCGUGCAUGGUGGAGAGACAUGCAGAGUCCUGACAUGUUCGUCUGUCCGGACAGCAGCGUCGUCGUUGACGGGGUGGUCUACUUGUUGAGGAAUGGCGUGUACAAUGGCAUGGCGGCACUGCCGAGCGCUGGCAUUGUUGUUCCUCCAGCAGAUUGCGUAGCUUCAUUCGAUCUUGAGAGGGAGGAAUGGAGGAAACGUCUCCAGGGGCCUAUAAGCAUGGGCUACGAUGACGAUGAGGACUCGAACGACGAGCUCCACCCCUUGACCAUCGCUGGUGCCAAUUUGCUUUGGCUGAGCUCAAAGGCUCUCUAG